GUUUCAGACACUGGCUUGCAUUCUGCGCGUUGUGUCCUGCGCUCUACUCUCUGCACACUCACACUCGCAACUGCAGACCAAACCGUGCUUCCUACUGCACCUGCUGCACUUGCACUCACUACACCUGGUCGGAUUCUCGAUUCUCUCAUUCCCUCCCCCAUAUUUCCAUUUCCCUAUUCACCAAAUGUCAAUAUAAUCAAUCAACCUCUCAUCCCCAUUCGGCUUCCUCACUUCUUGCUCAGCUCCAUUCAAUCCUCCUCCUUCACGGUUGAGGUUCUCCUCUACUUCUCCCUCUGCCUCGCCGCCGUCGUCCUUGCAUCAUCUACUGUUGCAUCCCCGAAUUCCUUUUCACUCCCACACCACCUUCACUUGUUCCGUCUCGCCACGUAAAUCGGCCUUUGAAUCAACAUAUCAAUGGCAGAAGUCUCAUCCCGCGGAAGCGGGACUAGAGGUCGCGGUGGUUUUAGAGGAGGCAGAGGUGGUUUUCGAGGUGGAAGAACCACAUUCAGGUCACAACACAAACAAGAAAACGAGCAGGAGAAUAUUCCUCCCACGUCUCUGGACGAUCAGGGCGAAAUUGGCGAGCUCAAGCGACAGUUUGGUGACAAAGUUCCUUUACUCAGAGACAUCUUGCCUGGAUGGAGCGACGAGGAUCUGGUUUUUGCCCUUCAAGAAACAGACGGCGAUGUCAACGCUGCUGUCGACCGCAUCUCAUCUGGUACGAUUUCCCAGUGGGGUGAAGUGAAGAAGAAACAACCAAAGUCCAAAGAAUCCACCACCGCCAGCACCGAUCCUGCCUCUCGAGGCCGAGGACGAGCAAAUGCCGACGGUCGAGGUCGAGGUCGUGCUGUAGAUCGCGGUGGUGCUAGAGGUGCUCGCUCUGCAAAACCUGUAACUCACACAAAUGGUACAAAGACUUCAAAGCCAUCCGACGACUGGGACACUCCCGCACCCCCCACCGAAGCUAAUGGUGCUUGGGGUUCUGUACCCCCCAACGGCGAUGCUCCCACCACUACCACAGACGAUUGGACUCACGAACCCGGCAAGGAUGCUCUCGCUUCUUUACAGACCGAUGAACCAAAACCUGCUGCCAGUGCCCUUCCCGCCACAGCGAAACCUGGCGGCUGGGCUGGCUUGUUCGCCAAACCGCCCCCUCCACCCGCUCCCGCUCCUCAAAGACCUCCCCCGACUACCUCUGCCCCUGCUCCACUUCAAAAUGAACCGUCAGCCUUUGACGCCGUUCCCGCCAUCGAAGACCCUGCCUCUGUCGAGCCUGCGAUCCCCCCUCCCAUCGAAGCCGAACUCAGUGAGGAAGGUCCUAGUGAAUUACCCUCAGCUCCUCAUUCGGACACUGGCAAAGACCUCGUACCUUCUUCCCAGGACGAGCUGACAGAGAAGAAUCUUGGACGUUUGCCAGAUUCCUCCCAUCCGCCUCCUUCUGCUACCGCUGCAAGCACCGUGGCAAGUACGCAGGAUCCCCUCACCGCCGUUGAAUCGACCAAACCAGUCCCUCGAGCUGGCUUGUCUGGCUAUGCCACGACAGCUUUGAAAGCAACAGGUGGAGCUGGUCGUUCAGCCAGCCACGGAAGAAAGCACAUUGAACAACAGGAAGCUGUUAUCAUGCCUGGCAAUCUUGGUAUUGAAAAAGCCGCCGUUCAGUUUGGAAAAUUAGGAAUUGGCGCAGACGAUGUCGACGUCGAUGAAGAGCGCGAAGAACCAGAAACCCGGACUCAGCUGCCCGAUGAUUCACCCAGCGCUCCUCGAGCUUCCCUACCCCCCUCUCUUUCCGAAAGUCUGCAGCCUGCAGCCGUGGCUCCCACACAAGUCCCCGGUGACAUUCAAGCCGCUCCACGACACGCUCCGGGUCUGCCUCCUGCCUCCCAACAAAAUCAACCCAACUCCCAAUCUCCUGGUGCCUACACCGAACAAUAUCGUUAUGGACAAGGCCAGAAGCCAUACGAUCCAUUUGGACAGCAAGUGCCGAGCGGUCAGGCACAAGAACCGUUUUCGAAUCAAGUGCCUCACCAACCAUCUGCAUCUGGCUCUUCGACCGGUCCCAUCUCGCAGGCCGAUUACUCGGCGUACUAUGGCCGUGACGCAUAUUAUUACGGUUAUGGUCAGGAUGCUCACCGUGCAGGAAGCGCAUUUGGAACAUCAGCGCCCGAUAUCCAGGGUCAGUAUGCCACGAGUCGCCCCGGUCAAGUAACAGCUGGACAACAAGAGACCCAAGGCAGCGGCAACAAUACUCCCGCUCCUGGUGUCCCCAACCCCCAAGCCCAACCUUCGGCCCAUCUGCAGAGUCAAAGUCACUAUCCGUAUGGCUAUCCCAACGCCUACAGUCAGCAGUAUCCACAGUACUCGUCGUACUUCAACCAGGCUCAAGCUCAGGCCCAGGCCCAGGCAAAUCAUCGCUAUGGCGCUAAUCGACCAAUGUUUGACGACGUUCGCAGGCAAGACAGCGAUUACUAUGCAGGCCAACAGUACAAUUAUGGAGGCCACGGACAAAAUCAUUACGGUGGCAGUGCCUACAAGUAUGGUCAACCUCAACAAGGUUACGGCUAUGAGCAUUCAGCAUCACCAGCCAAUAUCGGCUCACUCGGACGCGACGGAACGUAUGGCCGUACGGGAUCAGCUCAACCAUCAGAUACGCAACCAUCAAUCAGUGGCAGCACACCAUUCGGUAGCGGAGCAGACCCUUUCGGGCGAAGCUCUUCGGGCUUCAGCCAGAGUCAGAAUCUUCAACAACAUGGUUCUCACCAGGGCAGUGAAGAUCCGAGCAAGGCAGCAGGCCCUAGCCCGUCGUUGCAAGGCGGCCGUCCAGCAUCUGCGGUCAACAACACCCCGGGUCAGCAAGCCGGACUGCCGCAGUCGCAGCAUUCGGCGCAGCAAGGCUUUGGCGGCUAUCCUCAGUAUGGUGGUAAUCUAGGUACUGGUCACCAAGGCGGUCAUCAAAACAGUGGUUAUGGAGGGUAUGGUUCGAAUACUGGAUUUGGAACAUACGGUGGAUAUGGAGGCGCCCGAGGAUGGAAUGGUAGUCACGGUUCAGGCCAUUAGGCAUGAGUGUGGUGCUCGAUAUUACGUUGGGGUUGGAAGGACUCUCUUUUUGCCAUGAAAUUGUGGCCCAAAACAAUGACGAAAAGUUGUGAGCUACAGGCGACAUCAUCAACCUUGAUUUUUUAUCACGCGGGGGAGAGUUUUCGGAAACCGAUUCUCCUUGUCUGUAAUUGCAUGUAUAAGUACACCACAGCCAUCAGGUUCCACGGAGGGAGCAGAAAUUGUGACCAAAAACGGGGUGGAGAAACGGGAGGGAGGGAAGACAUGGACUCGCAGGUGGGAUUACAAGCGAUGGAUGGACAGAUCUCAAUCAAUCCUAUCCUUCUGGAAAGCAGAAGACGUGGUGGGCUUGUCUCCCAUCACAUUCACAGUAUCUGAAUGUGAAACCUUUGCACUCUUGUUACAUGAUUUU
Messenger RNA from Exophiala mesophila, 3466 nucleotides. RefSeq lists its product as uncharacterized. The transcript is spliced from 2 exons. Lineage: Eukaryota; Fungi; Ascomycota; Eurotiomycetes; Chaetothyriales; Herpotrichiellaceae. Gene Ontology annotation, cellular component: nucleus; cytoplasm. The record is from RefSeq and is a predicted model, not a curated record. Bases 415 to 3054 code for a protein of 879 amino acids. Gene Ontology annotation, molecular function: ubiquitin binding.